AUGUCCUCUGACGUUACAGUUUGUAUUCCAGCCAGGGCUGACAAGACCACAGAGGACCCAGCAGUGCACCUGAUUCCCGUUGCCCUGGACAACCUCUCCCCACAGCACUUUGCCAUCUUCCUGUUUGGCUGUCAUGUUAUGAAACUGCUUUGCAACACCCAAAUCUUCCCCCCUGUCAUGCUGCUUCUGUCCAAAACGGUUCCUGUCUCAGCUUACGAGGGCCUGGUGUCACACUGCAGUGGGGACUUUUAUUUUGACACAACCAACCAGAUUCUGUAUCUCUGUGAGGCAAAGCUUGAGAGUGUGGGACAGUUUAUUGCCACUCUCCUACAGUCUAUGGCCUAUAUUGCUUCAGGUUCCAAGCCUGAAAGCUUCAUGCAAGUCCUCCAUCAUGCCAUCUCUGCUUUGAGCCUUCAGUUGUUCAACGCCUCUUUCAGAUAUGAUGCAAACAAGGCAAAGAGGGACACCUCACUGACCUCAGACCAGUCUCCUGGGAAGUUAGUAGAGGACUUUCUCAAUGUCCGUGUCCCCACUGAUAGCCAGUUCACAAGGCACCUUUUGUCAGACAGACUCCAACGAUAUAAGUAUUUCAAUCUGGAGCAAAUCAUGCGGGAUCUUACACAGUUUCCAGCAGAGGACACUGAAAAGGGACCUUCACAACAAUUUUUAAGAACACCCAUCCAAGCUCACUGUUUGGAGAAGGAGAUGGACCAUCUGAAUGAGGUUUUCCUGCAGCUCAGCGUUCAACUCCAGCAGAGAACCCAGGGCGCAACAACCGAGAAGGCCCUGAGUCGUAAUGGAACAAUGAUGUUAGAGCUGAAGAGACGGUAUGUAUCCCAGAGGCUCGACGAGCUGCAAAUCAUAUUAAAUGGGAUGAGCCGGCGCCAGCUAGACGGCCCCAGUCCAGAGGAAGAGGAGCAGACCCGAGAUCACCCACACCCAGAGCCAGACAACUAUAGAUCAGACAGUCAGGAGGAACACGAUCAUUCUCCAGACCGGGAGGACCUAGACAGCAGGGUACCAAGUAACCAUAAACUAGAAAAUAACCAGAGCCCGUACAAUCAGGAAGUAGAAAGCCAGGGAUCAUGCAGUCAGAUGACAAGCUUGGGUAAAACAGGCUUCGGAGAACUAGAUGUAUUGGAAUAAGCCAGUUAGAAGCAUGUGAAAAUGGGAUACUACUGAAGUGUGUGGUUUUGGUGUGAUUUGUCUCAUGAUUUUGUAGAUUACGUGUACAGUUUAGUGUAUGGUGUGAAUAAUAGAUGUAUAAUAGGUUCAUCACAUGUGAUUUAAUCAAACGGAUCAUUUUCGUUGGAGUGAUAUUUAUUAAAGAUAUGAAUUAUG
Messenger RNA from Oncorhynchus masou masou (cherry salmon), 1341 nucleotides. RefSeq lists its product as uncharacterized. The coding region runs from base 1 to 1146 and encodes 381 amino acids. NCBI's taxonomy places the organism in Eukaryota, Metazoa, Chordata, Actinopteri, Salmoniformes, Salmonidae. The transcript is spliced from 7 exons. The record is from RefSeq and is a predicted model, not a curated record.